GGGAGUUCCCUCGUUCUGCUUCUGCCCAACGCGUGUCAGCGACGAGAUCACUAUUUAUUUAACGUUUAUCAAUUGAGAUGGAUGCGGCAAUUUUGAGAAAACCUAAUUGUUUGUGGAAACCCGAUAGAACCAAGAAAACUAACUUGGAUACAUUCAGGGAUCUUAUCAACAAGAAAUACGGACAAAAUUUGCAAACCUACAAAGAAUUGCAUAGAUGGAGUGUAGAUCAUUAUCCAGAAUUUUGGGGAGAAGUCUGGGAUUUUACGAAUAUAAAAUAUUCAAGAUCAUAUAAUCAGGUUUACGAUGCUACUGUUAGAAUGGAUGAAUUUCCUCCUAAAUGGUUUUCGGGAGCUUUAUUUAAUUUUGCCGAAAAUCUUUUAAAGCAUGAAGACGAAGAUAAAGUAGCCAUUUAUGCGGCAGUCGAAGGUCACGAUGAAAUUAAGCGAAGAACGUUUAGGGAAUUGAAGGAUGAUGUGGCCUUAUAUGCUUCUGCUAUGAGAAAAAUGGGUAUUGGAAAAAAUGACAGGGUUGUGGGAUACAUUCCAAACUGUAUUGAAGCUAUUGUUGCCAUGCUUGCUGCUGUAUCACUUGGUGCGAUUUGGAGUAGUGCUUCUCCUGAUUUUGGAGUAACUGGUGUUCUUGAAAGAUUUUGUCAAAUUUCCCCAAAAUUUAUUAUUUCCGUUAAUGGAGUCAUUUAUAACGGUAAAACCUACGAACACUUGACAAAAUUAUCAAAGGUAGCGAAUGUUCUACCUGAAGUUGAAAAAGUUGUUGUUAUACCUUAUUUGAAAUUUGAAAAUGGAUCGUCCAAGUCUGAUCUAUCUUUCAUUAGAAAUGCAUGCUCCCUUGAAGAAUUCUUGGAAUCUGGAAGGAACAGCGACGGCACUGUAGAUAAUCUAAUUUUUGAACAAUUACCUUUCGAUCAUCCAGUAUUUAUAAUGUAUUCUUCGGGUACAACCGGAGUACCUAAGUGUAUUGUUCAUUCGGCUGGUGGAACAUUAAUUAAGCAUCUAGAAGAACACGCUCUCCAAGGAGAUAUGAGGAGUGAGGAUAGAAUGCUUUAUUAUACGACAACUGGUUGGAUGAUGUGGAAUUGGUUUGUUUCGCCAUUGGCCAUUGGAGCCAGUUUAGUUUGUUACGAUGGAUCUCCAUUGGUACCUAAUCAAAAUAUUUUGUGGGACUUGAUCGAUAAACUUGGAAUCACUAUACUUGGCACUGGUGCAAAAUGGUUGGCCGUUUUGGAAGAAAGGGACAUAAAACCCAUGAAUACUCAUAAAUUAACAACGCUACGCUCGAUAUUAUCGACUGGCUCACCAUUAUCUCCAAAAUCUUUCCGAUACGUCUACGAACACGUUAAAAAAGAUAUAUUACUUGGUUCUAUUACGGGUGGUACGGACAUAAUUGCCUGUUUUGCUGGUCAGAAUUGUACUCUACCAGUUUAUGAAGGUGAAAUUCAAUCAGUUCAUUUGGGUGUCGAUAUGGUCAGUUUAGAUGAGGAUGGAAAAGAAGUUUAUGGCGAAAGUGGUGAUCUUGUUUGCAGGAAGCCAUUCCCAAGUAUGCCAAUUUAUUUUUGGAAUGAUCCUAAAAAUGAAAAAUAUCGAAAGGCCUAUUAUGAUAAAUAUGAUGGCAUGUGGGCUCACGGUGAUUUUUGUCUUAUUAAUCCUAAGACUGAUGGAAUAUGGAUGUUGGGUAGAAGUGAUGGUACUCUAAAUCCAAAUGGUGUGCGAUUUGGUAGUUCAGAAAUAUAUCAAAUCGUUGAAGAAUUCAAAGAAAUUGCAGAUAGUUUAUGCAUUGGUCAAAAGAGUGCUGAUGGAAAUGAAGAGAGAGUUGUACUCUUCUUGAAAAUGGCCCAAGGAAGCGAUUUUAAUGAGGAUUUGAAAAAGAGACUUCAAGUUGAAAUCCGUAUGCAACUAUCUGCCAGACAUGUGCCAUCUAUAAUUUUGUCUAUUUCCGAUAUACCGUACACCAAUAGCGGAAAGAAAGUUGAAGUUGCAGUGAAAAAGAUUUUAGCCGGAGAAGACGUUAAAAGUCGAGGAGCAUAUAUUAAUCCUAACUCUCUAGAUCUUUAUUACAAUAUCAAAGAACUACAGAAUUACUAA
Molecule: messenger RNA, 2099 nt
Organism: Dimorphilus gyrociliatus
Lineage: Eukaryota; Metazoa; Annelida; Polychaeta; Dinophilidae
Source: the annotation of a GenBank genome assembly